GUUAACGUCAUAGGGCGAGCGCCAGGCACGCACGCACGCCGAGGGGGAAACGUCGAGUUCCGGGUGUUCAGAGUCGACCCCAAACGGGGGGGAAGGGUGGUGUUCUCGGUGUCGGAGUGGGCGGAGGGGCGUGAGGAAAGUCCUACGGUGGCCGCAGAGGGACGGCGCUACGGCUCCCACGCUGGGCCAAACGCCGCCGGCCUCCGGCCGCCGGAGCCCCUGGCCCUUCGGGGCAGGUGGGGACGUGUGAGGCACCGAGCUCCGCAGCCACCGCGCCGUCGGCACCAUGCGGCUGCCCUACUCCUGGAGCCCCGAGGGACAGGGGGGCUCGCAGGCCGGGACGCCGGCGCGGAGAGGGCACCCGGCCCAAGCCUCCCCCGGGGCUCAGCUGUGGGCUCCUGGGCCUAGGUGCCCAUGACACGUGCGCUGACUGCCACCCGGAAGCCGCCUCUGCUGCGAGCUAGCGCCGCCGCCCAGGCCCCAAUGCCGGUCAUGCCCAUCCCGAGGCGGGUGCGCUCCUUCCACGGCCCGCACACCACCUGCCUGCACGCGGCCUGCGGGCCCGCACGCACUUCUCGCCUGGCGCGCACCAAGUACAACAACUUCGACGUGUACGUGCGGGCACGUUGGCUGUACGGCUUCAUCCGCUUCCUGCUCUACUUCAGCUGCAGCCUCUUCACAGCCGCGCUGUGGGGCGCGCUGGCUGCCCUCUUCUGCCUGCAGUACGUGGGCGUGCGCGUCCUGCUGCGCUUCCAGCUCAAGCUAUCAGUGCUGCUGCUGCUGCUGGGCCGCCGGCGCGUGGACUUCCGCCUGCUCAACGAGCUGCUAGUCUACGGCAUCCAUGUGACCAUGCUGCUGGUCGGGGGCCUGGGCUGGUGCUUCAUGGUCUUCGUGGACAUGUGAGCGCGCUGCGGCCUGCUCCGGGCUUGGUUCCCAGGACUGUGGGGUCGACCCGCCUCUUCUUGAGGCAGGUAGGUCAGGGCCCUUGUCUGUCACUCUCCAUCUGGCAGAUGGGUCUCUGCCUGGGCCAGGAACAGGCGGAGACUUCUGCGAGGGGGGCGCUGCGCCCUCCCAUCCGCCCGAUCUCUCUCCUGCGUCUCCUGUGUGUGCUCAGGCACAAUGUCAUCCUGGCCACCUCCCUGUGCUUCCAGCCUGCACUUUCCAGGCCAUGCUGUGUCCCUGGCCAUUCUCCAGGACACUGGAGAGAUGUGCAGCCCAGGGGCAGAUCUGGAGGGGGUCCUCCUGGCGGUGCACCCGGUCCCUGCCCUGGGGGAGCAUCAGGUUCCAUUCACCACACUGCCACCAAGCUGUUCACCCUGCCCUCUGCCACCCCAGUCCAGGCAUAGCCCGCAGGCCCUCAUCCGCCUGGCACCCUGUGAUGUCAGUCCCAGGGUGGUCUUCAGGGUCGCCUUGGUUUGUGCAGACGCAGUCUGCCAGGCAUCACAGCCUCAGCGGGGUCCGGCCCAGGGCAGGCCUGUCUUCCUCCUGGGCAGGUCUAAAUGAGGGUUUCUGGGAAGGCAACGCAGUUCCUUCCUGGCUUUGGGGGGUACUUUUGGUCUCUUUUCCUGUGAGGAGACACCCGGAGUUGAGACCUAGGUGUCUGGAACAGAGGUCAGAGGUGGUGGGAGGCACCCUUGAGUGUGCGCCGCAAAACCUGGGCAGACCCUGCAUUUCAAAGCACCUCCCGGAGUCGAGGCUGCGGCCCAGGGCUGGGUUUCUAAGCUGGGGCUCAGCUGCCCCGUUGCUCUCGCCUUUGCAACUGUUGGUGUGAAAAGCAAAAAUAAACACGGCCAGGAAAGAGCAAAGGGCUAGUGGUCUGGGGGCGGCCUUGGUUGCAGGGAACACUCUGCAGAGGCAUCUCGUCCAGAUCCCUCACUCUGGCCUUCUGUCUCAGGGGGACAGGGUGGCACAGUGGGCCUCCUCAGCCAGGGAGAGGGCACUCUGAAUAAUUGUGCUGGGACAGCAGACAGACACUGGCCCAGGAUAUAGGGCCACUGCUGCUACACCCCAGGUCACCCCAUACCCCCCAGGCAUGGGCAGUGGUCCCCGGGGGCACUUUCAGGACUGUUUGUGCCACUGGAAGAAAACCCAAAUCAGGGGGAGAGAGAGUAGAGACCCUUGGCUGUGACCACGCCACAGUCCGGAGUCAGCCGUCGGACGGCUGUCCGUGGAGGGGCUCCCCUGGGCGGCACGAGCUGCAUGUCUGAGACCCGGACAGCAGUGAGGGGCCAGCCCGAGGGGACCCCACUUCUCUGCGCUGCAGAGUCUUUUGCACUAGGUCACGCUGGUUCCUAAAAGCUUUGUUUGUGUUCAGUAGCUCACCUCGCUCAGAUCCCACGGAGCCCACUGGCCUGGGCGGGCGUGUGUCCACGCCAUCGGGAUGGUGGGAGGGGUCGGCUGUGCGCCGCCCGAAUGUCCGCCUGGCAGUACCGGGAGCUGACACGCUCGGUGUGCAGCUGCUCGGGGGCUCGAGUGCCUGUGAAUUCUUUAGGAAAUGAGCCACCUGCAUUAAACUUAUUUUUUUAACGCA
Artibeus jamaicensis (Jamaican fruit-eating bat) is the source of this 2530-nucleotide messenger RNA. It is a transcript of the gene TMEM250, whose product is annotated as transmembrane protein 250. Lineage: Eukaryota; Metazoa; Chordata; Mammalia; Chiroptera; Phyllostomidae. Bases 415 to 903 code for a protein of 162 amino acids. The record is from RefSeq and is a predicted model, not a curated record. The transcript has 2 exons.